Molecule: messenger RNA, 778 nt
Organism: Meloidogyne enterolobii
Lineage: Eukaryota; Metazoa; Nematoda; Chromadorea; Rhabditida; Meloidogynidae
Source: the annotation of a GenBank genome assembly
UAAAAUUCAAAAAAAAAUUCAUAUUAAAAUGACUUCUCUACCAAAUGCUCAUAUACUUAGCAUUUAUAUUCUUCUUAUUGUUUUCUUUUAUGAUAAUACAAAUGGAUUUAAUGCCGAAGAAGACAGACUUCGUUACAGCUUUUUAAAACUUCUUCCACUAUUAUUUUUGGCCUUUGCUGUUCAUUUUGGAAAUGACUCUAGUCAAUUAAAAAUAAAAGAAGACGAGAAUAAUUUAAUUACAACAGCAAAAAUAUCAGACAAAUUUUCAAAUAAAAAACAUUUUUUGUCUGCCGCACUUUUCUCCGCUGCUCUUGGCGAUUUUCUAAUUAGUGCUUUACCUAAUCCUCAUUUGGCAUUUUCUGCUGGGGCUAUAGCUUUUGGGUUUUGUCACAUUUUUUAUAUGUUUGAAUAUUUUCCAAGAAUUAAAAGAAUUUUGUUAAAACUAGCAAUUCCUCUAUAUUUAUAUACCUUAACUAUUUGCUAUUAUUUUUUAUUACCUAAAAUUACCCAACAUCCAUUUGUUAUCUCUACAUUAAUUGCUUAUGCUGGAGUGUUAUCUACUGCAAUUAUUGCAAGCAGUUCUUUAGCUUUGGAAACGAGGAAAAUGAAGGACAUUCUUCGAAUUAUUGGCUAUAUUUUCUUCUUCAUUUCCGAUUCUUUACUACUUUUAGAAUAUGCUGGAAUAGAGCCAGCUAAUGAAAUUAUUGUUCUCUCAACUUAUUAUUUAUCUCAAUAUGCAAUUAUGGAAAGUUCUUUAGUUGUUGGAUGUGAAAUUUGA